AUGGAAGUGCACAUCAAUUCAAUUAAUAUUAGUAAAUCUACGAUAGAAAAACUUGUGAAUACAUUGUCACCCAAUGACAGAUCAGAUGAUUUGUGUGAUGAAAUGUAUUCAGACCAAAUUAACGAUUAUUCAGAAAAUGAAGAUGUUGCGGGAACGAGGAGCAAGAAACGCUUGCUACGAUUUUCAGAGAGUAAUAGUGACCAGGAAGAUGAAACUGACAAAGAGACAAUAAAAGAAAAUGAUAACAGUUCACCAGUCAAUGUUUGUAAGGGUAAAACAAGUUUAAAGAAUGCUAAAAGUAAACUGUUCAGGUCGAGAAUCCGGCUUAUGUCAGUAAGUGAUAGUGAUAGUGAGUUAAAAGAUAUGAAAGAUAAAACCGAUUUUACUGAGAAAAAGUAUGAUUUAAGUAGAAUUAAAAAUAAGAGGAAAAAACUGAAAGAAAAAUUCCACAAAUUAGUUUCACCACAUGAAAAACCUCAUGUUACGGAAGUGCAUACUGAUGAAGAAUUGAAUUCGGACUUUAGUCACAGUUCAGGAAAAUCUGAAGAAGAAUUAGAGUCAUGUAUAAAAAUAAAAGAGAAGUUCAAGCAUAGACAAAAGUUGACAAUGACAUCUAUUUGUGAUCCUGAUACUUCAGAUGAUGAAGAGAUUCAUACCCAGAAACAAAAGAAGUCAAUGAUAAAGUCUAUGAAAUUAACAUCACCUAAACCAGUAAGGAUAUCUGCUAAGCAAGCAUUGGAAAACAUGCAGAAGAUCAAAAGUGAAUCAAAUCGAAUGCUAAGAGAAAAGGAAGUGUCACUACCAUAUCAUAAACCAAAAGCAUUAUCACUCAAAGAUAUUAUGAACCAAAGGAAGCCAGCCUUGGCCCCAGAUGGCAAAACUUUAUCUGUCAAAAUGACUUCUGAACAGUUACAACAAUAUGCUUUAUUAUUGGAACAGAGGCAGAAAGAAAUAAUGGAAUUAUGUAAAAGUGAUUCAGAGGAAGAGGAAUGUAAAGAAAGUCAAGAACUUAAGGACAGUGAGAUAAAUGAGAUUUCAAAUUUAGAUAACGAAGUAAAUAAGACACUACUAGAAAAUACUAUUACAGCAGACACACAAGUAAUGUCAACAUCAAUUAUUAAUACAGAGAUUAGGGAUCCUAAUGAGAUAGGUUCUAAAUCUUGUGAUUCUGUUGACAAUAUGGAAUCUGGAGAUUGCACAAGUUAUGCUUUAAGUAAAUUUGCUAAGGAUAAUGAUUUUAAAAUACACUUAAACAAUUUAAAUGAAAAAUUAAAAAAUGAUGAACAAAUGGAAAACUUUCUUGGAGAAGACAAGGGCGAGCAAAAGGUCAAUACCACUGAUGGCUUAGAACACAAUUUAACUGAUGUAUCAAACGUUAUUGUAUGUAAAGAAAAUACCAAGGAAGGCAGCCAAAUGAUGGAAUUACAUUAUGAUUCUGAAAAAACUGAUAUUAUAAAUAUGAAUGAAAACGAAACUGAGAGCAAAGUGGCUUCUGAUAUUAAUAAUCAAGUAAAAGAAGAUUAUAAACUAGAAAAUGACUUUAAUUUUGAUGAUAUAGACACUAUCAUAGAAAACACUGAAAUGAAAGAUGCCUGUAAGAACGAAGUUAACUUAUUAAAGACAAAACCAAAAUUAACUGGCACACCAGGGAUGGUUAUAGAUUUGGAUAGAGAAACUACAAUUAGUUUGGGCAAUGAUAAAAAAUUGUCUGGUGUUGAAUUAUUAAAGGAGAGAUUCAAAUAUUUUGCAAAAUUGAAAUCAUUAGAAGAUCAGGAAAAAGAUAGAGAAAAAAAGUACAAACCUGGUGUGCAACAUUUCAAGUUAAAACAAGAGUUAGAAGAACAAAUAGCAGAACAGCGGUCUCUAGAAUGGGCUAAAAGACUAGAACAUGAAAAACAGCAACAACUUACAAAUGUUGAAUUGGAUGUUGAUGAAAUCGAAAAACUUGAAGCUAAACUAGAAGAUUUCGAUGACACUAUUGACGGUAAAAAUGAUAGUUCAAGGAGCGCAGAAGAAGAUGAAGAAGAAGAAGAGGAAGAAGAUUGGGAAUUUGAGGAUAAGCCAAGAAAGCGGAAUCCAAUGCUUGAUGAUGAAGCAGAAGAGUCCGAUAUUGAAAAUUAUAAUGAAGUUCAAGAAAUUCAAAACGAUACCAAAAAAGAAGCCAAUUCGAAAGAAGAAAACGAAGAAUUUGAUGCAAGCGAUGAGGACUCUAGUGAAGAAGAAUCUUCAGAGUCAGAUGACGAAGAUAAAAAAAGUAAACCUAAGAAGGGUAGGAUCUUAAAAGCUUUUGAAGAUUCUGAUGACGAUGAAAUUGUAGACAACAGUAGCAACCAUACUACGCAUGAUCUACUUAUUAAUAAUUCGCAAACGUCGUUACAAUUCUUAAAUGAAAAUACCAACAAAAGUUUAAAUAUAAGUGGAACACAAGAUGAAGAACUGCAGUUGGCCCAAGUACACAAGUCUGCAUCAGAAGAAGUAGUAGUAUCUCAAGUUUCUGCGUCAGACAACAACCUUGAAGCCAAAGACCUAAAAAGCCAAACAUUUUCAAUUAUAAAUUCUGAAAAUGAUAUAGGCUUGACCUGUCUCAAUAAAUUAGUUGUUAAAGAAUCAAAAUGUGUUGAAGAUACUGACGCCGAUUUGUCUUUGGAAAAUAUUUCUCAAAGUUCCCAACAAAAAGCAGACAAUAUGUCUGAAUCGCAAGAAAUUGGUGAUGACGUCUUAGCACUUUGCACUGGUAAAUUUUAUGACAAUCCAUUUGUAUCACAAGUUGAUGUAAAUUCACAAAAUGAUGACAUUCAUUUAAGUAUGGACACAAUAUCACCUAAUGAAAAUAUGGAUAAUAUUAAAAUAGUUUCCGAUGAGAAAAACGAUAAUACUGUCUCUGAAGAGAAAAACAUUUUAAGCUCUAUUCUGGAAGAGUUGGAUAAUCCUGAACCUGAGUCGCCGAAACAAUAUAAAUAUUUCGUAAACGAUAACACCGACGGCAAUAAAGAAAAUAAGCAGAAUGUAGCAAACAGUGUUACUAAGAAGAAAUUCAUAAUUGAUUCUGAUGAUGAUGUUAAUGAAAAGGAUGUAUCUGAAAAGCAAAGUAAGAAAAAAAGCAAAAAACGAAAACUUGAGAACAGAGCACUACAAUUUUCAGAUGACGAAGAAGAUGAUGAGGAAGAUGCUGAAGCAUCUGUGUCUGAUCUUGAAGAAAACCCUGAAAGAAUUGUGGAAUAUGACUCUGAAGAAAAUGAGAUUGAAGUUCUACCACAAUCUAAGACAAAGAAGAAACGCGUUGCCGGUGACUUCUUUGAGCAAGAAGCGGAACUAACUUCUGAGGAUGAAUGGGUUGGUUCUGGUGACGAAGAUGAGGCUGGCCUUGACCGAAUGGAGCGGGAGGAAGGAGACGACGAAGUCUUCCAUGAAGGCAAGCUUCGAAAAGAGCUGGGACAGAUUCAUAUGCGGGAUGUUCUCGAUCAAGACAAACGAGAAGUGAGACUGCUACAAGAGUUGCUUUUUGAAGAUGGAGAUUUAGGCGAUGGCCACAGACAGCGCAAGUUCCGGUGGAGGAAUGCAGAUGACGUGGAAGAGCUUGAUGCUCCCUUUGAUGAAAUAACUGAAACUCCAGAAGAAGAGUUUGAAUCUGAGGAACAGUGGAGAAAGCAGAGACAUGAGAGAGAAGUGUUUUUAAGAAAAAUGAAAGGUAUUGAUGAAGAAGACGUCCAAAACGUCAGUAUAAAUAGGACAACUAUAAUAAAAGCAAAUCUAUGCUCGCGAACGAUGUCGAGUAUAAUAUCGGAAACAAAUACAAGUUUAAGUGAAAAGAUUGAAAAGAAUGUUGUUGUUGAAAAGAAGACUUAUAGAGACGUGCCUAGUCCCAAGAAACCAUUUACCCUCUUUCAGCAAAAUUAUCAUGGUUCACUAUUGUCACGCGGUAAGGGAGCACUUGCCCGCUUAGCGGCGAUAGCUACACCUCUCGCUGGUGACAGUGACGAUGCGCCCAAAGUUUCAGCACCCACUAAUAGAAGGAACUUUGUUUUUGCUUCACUAACACCGGAUGAUGUUGAACCUAAGGUGUCCAAAAGGAAGGCUGAUAUUAAUGAGGUUUCACCAGCGUUGAUUAAGAAAAUGAAAACUGAAGAGAAACAUAACAAUUUAAGAAGUAGUUUAUUUGACUAUUUAGAUGUAUAA
This is a messenger RNA of Parnassius apollo (apollo), 4176 nucleotides long. The record is from the annotation of a GenBank genome assembly. Lineage: Eukaryota; Metazoa; Arthropoda; Insecta; Lepidoptera; Papilionidae.